CUCAUUAAACACCUUUCUCGCUCUCAACGUGGUUUUAAAAGUGUUCCCUUUCGUGGUUUCUGUUAUCGAUUGUUAAGUUAAAGAGCAGCAAAACAGCUGCUGGUAAUUGACGCGUUACUCCUUUGGAAGACAGCGGUUGGAUUAGCACAAAACCAGAGUUGCCGCUAAUGCUGGUUGACCUGCACCUGAAAGCCCUUACCUGUUUGCGCAUCAAUCCCGGAGUUCCCCAUUGACUCAGAUCGAACUGAAGUCAAAAUAACUAUGCAGAGCCACAUGCGCACUUCUGUAUUGUCGGGGUUGAACCAGUUCUCUCCCAGAUUUCAAAACGGAAGUUAAAUGCGGUUGUCAUUCACGGUUGGAGAUGUGAGAUAUGCCGAAAAGUCAACGUCUCCAAUGGAUAUACAGAGUCCUCAGUGCAACAGUACCUCCGAAGAUCACUGUGCUGAAAGAUCAGGCCCGCUUGCUCUGAUCAUCAUUCCAGUCCUCCUGGCGCUCAGUACUGUGGUGGUGGCCACUCUUAUUGUACGCAGUGUCUGCUGCAAGAGGCAGGCACCAGCAAUCACCUCAGUCUCCAUCAGUAAUGGACAUGCAGGUAAGAGCGACUGUAGUGCAGGGCGGGACUCUGUGCGCAUCAGCACCGUGUCAGGGACCCUGCGGUCAGCCCGGGAUGCGCUCGGCCCGUGGGAGAUCCCGGGAGACUGUGUCCUGGAGGAGGUGGAGUUUCUGCAGACGGGACGUUACGGGCCAGUCUGCAGGAGCCGCCUGAGCAGAGCGGGCGUCACCACCACGGUGGUGGUCAAGACACUCCGAGAUAGUACCAGUGAGCCUGACGUCAAGGAGUUUGUGGACUGGGCUCGCUUUCAUGCCACCGUGUGCAAGAACGAGAAUCUGGUGCAGAUGCUGUUCUGCCAGACCCAGCGGCUGCCCAUGUACCUGGUCCUGGAGGCUGUCAGUCCCGGAAACCUGCUACACUUCCUCUGGACCCUCCGGAAAGGGGAUUCUGGGACAUCAAGUCAAUCACAGCACUUUUCAGAGCGGUCCGUGUAUAUGGUGGCAAAGCAGGUGGCAGCUGGUCUGGACUACUUGUCUUCGGAGCACAGGCUGAUCCACGGUGAUGUGGCAGCCCGGAGCAUGCUGAUUGGCUCUGGGCUGUCCGUGCGGGUCUCGGGCUUGGGUAUGGCGUUCGAGGCUUGGCAGACGGGCAAGGUGGCCCAGCGGCGGGCGGCCGAGGUGCCCCUGAAGUGGCAGGCGCCAGAGAGAAUAAUGAGGCAGCCCAUGACAGACAGGAGUGACGUGUGGUCUUUUGGUAUUCUCCUGUAUGAGCUGAUCACUUUAGGUAAUCCCCCUUACCCUGAGCUGGAGCCCCUAGAAGUUUUCCCACAGAUCCAGAAUUCUUAUCGAAUGAAGCAGCCCGAAAAUUGCGGAGGACCUCUGUACGACCUCAUGAAAUACUGCUGGAUGUGGAACUUUAAGGAUCGGCCCACGUUCUCCGCCAUCAUCAAGCUGCUUAAGUCCUACACGCACCUGGCCGAGACCAAAGCGCUUUGCUCCCAGGAGGAUAUGGACAUUUUCGAGUACAGCAAGAGGGCGGGUGUGUUUCCCUGACGGACCGCGCCAAGCCAUCGCGCACAGGAAACUGCAUGUAACAAAAGGGUGGCCUCCCUGGACCUUUGUUUGGAUGUUUAUCAGCUGCAGGGAAGAGUUAACUCAUUAAGAUCUUUCUUCAGUUGAAUAAGUAUGUUUGAACACCAUUAUUUAAAGGGGAAACCUGUAAUGGGAAGGCCUUGUGGGUUGGACUGUGGAACAUUUAAGGUCCAGGAAUAAGUAGUUGCAGUCUCACCUUAGACAGGAGCAUGUAACUAUACAGAAUUCAUACUGAUCUGUGAAUACUAGCUAUACUGAAUUCAGGAUUUUAAAUGGUGCCAACAUCUCAUAGUUGGAAGUAGAUGUUUAAUGGUGUUUGAGUUGUUGCUGGACAAAGAGUAACACGUUUCCACUCUUGCUAAAAGUAGUUCCAGCAAACUUGUUCUCUUUGUUGCACGGAUUGGGAUUGCACCAGUGAUGAUAACAUGAAGGGAAGUGUUUGUCAUACAUGACCAAAGUGGACACUUCAAAACCUUUUGCUCGCAAAAGAGUCUUAAA
Messenger RNA from Megalops cyprinoides (Indo-Pacific tarpon), 2142 nucleotides. Its product is annotated as tyrosine-protein kinase STYK1. The record is from RefSeq and is a predicted model, not a curated record. NCBI's taxonomy places the organism in Eukaryota, Metazoa, Chordata, Actinopteri, Elopiformes, Megalopidae. Gene Ontology annotation, cellular component: signaling receptor complex. Gene Ontology annotation, molecular function: transmembrane receptor protein tyrosine kinase activity; ATP binding. The coding region runs from base 337 to 1605 and encodes 422 amino acids. The transcript is spliced from 10 exons. Gene Ontology annotation, biological process: protein phosphorylation; positive regulation of kinase activity; multicellular organism development.